Solenopsis invicta (red fire ant) is the source of this 3081-nucleotide messenger RNA. RefSeq lists its product as uncharacterized. The transcript is spliced from 2 exons. The coding region runs from base 689 to 1909 and encodes 406 amino acids. Lineage: Eukaryota; Metazoa; Arthropoda; Insecta; Hymenoptera; Formicidae. The record is from RefSeq and is a predicted model, not a curated record.
ACAAAUAACAAUUUCCAUAAAAAUUGUCUUUUUUUAAAAAAUUAUCGUAUGUAUGUGUCGCAUACCGUCUGUGAUUUUUUUUGAUGACGAAUGGGUGCAUCGAAUGUUGUGUGUGUGUGUGUGUGUGUGUGUGUGUGUGUGUGUGUGUGUGUGUGUUUGUGUAGGUGUUGAGUCCUCCAAGCAGUCAUAACUUUUUUUCCUCCCUCCUUACAUGAUGAAGAACUCACGAUCACUCACGGCUUCAUAUGCAGAUUUUAUUUUUCAAGCGUAGUUUUUGCCACGUUUGUUCUCUGUGUGUUGACGCUGGAGUUAUUGUUUUGUAUGAAUUGUAAGAUUUUUUGUCAUAGAUCAAUUAAAAGGCUUACUUGGCAGAGUAUUUUAACAGAAAUUAUAUGGACGUUCGCCAUCGUCGACGGUCUUGUUGCCGAGACAGAUAGAGCGCAAGUGAGGCAGAACCGUUAGAACAGAAGUCAGUAACGUAUGUUCGUGUUAUCUUUAAGUGAGUCGAGUAAACAGAAAUAGGAGCCAUGAAGAAGGUCUGUGUCAUUCUGUGAGUUUAGUCCGUUUGUUUGUUGUUUUAUAUGUAUCAUUUCCGAAAUUAAUCUCUUUUGGUAAUUUUCUUCAGUGUCCAGAAUUUUUAUGUUCUUCCAAUUAAACACGCGCAGACAAAGGGAAUAUCAUUGUAGCAAUGGACAGAUCAGAUUACAUCAAAAAUAUGGAACAACUCCUCCAUGACCAAGAAACAUAUUUGAUAAUCAAAAAUAAUCUCAUAAAAAAAAUAGAAAAAGAUCUAAACACUACAAUAAAAAGAUGGUAUGAUAAUGAUUUUAUUUCAAAACAAUCCUACUUCUCUCUCCAUUCAAGUGACUCUACAAUUCCAAAAGCUUAUGGCCUUCCUAAGGUACAUAAAGAGAAUUUUUCCUUUAGAAUUAUUGUCUCCUCGGUAAACACUGCUCUUUAUCCGAUUGCAAAAUUCUUACACAAGAUUAUCAACAAUAGCUUACCUUUUAACUCUAGACAAGUCUAUAAUAGUUUCGAUAUCGCGAAGUCUCUAUCGGGAAUGAAAAUUAGGGAAGAAUAUUGUUUAUUAUCUUUAGAUGCGACAUCCCUGUUUACAAAUAUUCCUCUGGAUUUGGCAAUGGACGGUAUUCGCAAGAGAUGGCCGUCAAUAGAGAACAAUACAAAGAUUCCGUUUGAUGAAUUUAUAUUUGCUCUAAAAUUUAUACUGUCUUCCACGUUUUUCACUUUUAAUAAUGUUUUUUACAAACAGACUUUUGGUACACCAAUGGGAUCGCCCUUAUCACCCAUUAUAGCGAAUAUCGUGUUGCACGAUUUAGAGGAAAAAGCGUUAAAGUCAAUAAAUUUAGAAAUACCGUUCUAUUAUCGUUAUAUCGACGACAUUGUUAUGGCAGCACCUCUGAACUCACUCAAUUUUAUCCUCGAGACAUUUAACAGUUUUCAUAAUAGAUUACAAUUCACCAUUGAAUUGGAACAGGACCGUAGCCUAAGUUUCUUGGACCUUCCAUUAAAAAUAACCGACAAUACAAUCAUCAUUGAUUGGUUCCAUAAAAAAACUUUCUCUGGUCGUUAUUUAUCAUUUUUUUCUCACCACCCAAUAUGCCACAAAAUUGGAACAAUCUAUAACAUGGUGGAUAGAGCACUAUUGCUAUCUCAUCCUACUUUCCAACAAAAAAAUUUGGAAUUAAUUAUUGGACUACUCCUAAAAAAUGGAUAUCCUCUAGAAUUUAUUUUAAAAUAUAUUAAAAUAAGAAUAAAAAAUCUAUUCAAUAUAAAAAUGACACCCAUCAUCACAAAUGCUCAAGACCAGACAAAAAAAGAUGAGAACACAAAAAAUUCAUUGUUGUCCCUUACAUUCGGAAUAUCUCUGAAAAAACAACAUCUUUAUUAGACAAAAAUACAUUUACAGUCGGCUAUAGAUGCAUAAAUAAAAUUAACAAUUUCAUCAAAGUACAUAAAGACAAAACGGAGAGGGACUGCAAUAGCAAUGUCGUUUAUAAGAUCUUUUGUGAUAAUUGCGAUGCUACAUAUGUACUAUAUGUAGGGCAGACGAAGAGACAGUUGAGGACUAGAGCAAAAGAGCAUAUUAACAAUAUAAAACUUGAUCCUUCAAAACACUUAGUCGUAACAAACCAUAGAAUAUUUUUUGACCAUUCCUUCAAUUGGAAGGACAUAAAAAUCCUGGACACUGAAGAAAAUUACCAAAAGAUAUUAAUUUCGGAAAUGAUACAUAUAAAACAACAAACAAACGGACUAAACUCACAGAAUGACACAGACCUUCUUCAUGACUCCUAUUUCUGUUUACUCGACUCACUUAAAGAUAACACGAACAUACGUUACUGACUUCUGCUCUAACGGUUCUGCCUCACUUGCGCUCUGUCUGUCUCGGCAACAAGACCGUCGACGAUGGCGAACGUCCAUAUAAUUUCUGUUAAAAUACUCUUCCAACGUCAACACACAGAGAACAAACGUGGCAAAAACUACGCUUGAAAAAUAAAACCUGCAUAUGAAGCCGUGAGUGAUCGUGAGUUUUUCAUCAUGUAAGGAGGGAGGAAAAAAAGUUGUGACUGCUUGGAGGACUCAACACCUACACACACACACACACACACACACACACAACAUUCGAUGCACCCGUUUGCCAUCAAGAAAAAUCACAGACGGUAUGCGACACAUACACACGAUAAUUUAAAAAAAAAAGAGUUUAGGGAAAAUUGUUAUUUGUAGAAAUUUAAAUCUAAGAGGAAAGAAAAUUCUUUUGUAAAGAGAUGAACUUUUAACUGUAUUAAUAGGCUGAUGAAGGUUAAGUAAAGCCGAAACGUUCCAAUUAUUAGCGACUAUAUUAAUGUAAUUGUAAAUCCUGAAUUAAAUCAAUUUUGCUCGUUAAAUUGACCGUUUUCAACAUUAUACUUGUGUUUAUACACAUUACGAGCGUUGCCUUAUGCUUAUUAUAUAUAUAUAUAUUAUAUAUAUAUAUAUAUAUAUAUAUAUAUAUAUAAAGGUUAGGUAAGUAUGUUAGUUUAUUAUUUAUCAAUUAAUUUAUUUAUAUAUUAUUUAAUUAUAAUA